CGUUCGAUGAGGGCGCAGACGAGCUGGCCAGCGAGCUCGCCACCAAUUUCUCCGGCCUCACCGUCUCCACCGCCGAGGAGGCGGGCGACGCCACGCACAUGCUUCUCUAUCUGAACGCCGACACCUGGUCCGACGAGCGGCUGGCCGAGCAGGUCAAGCAGGCGCGCCAGGAUAGGCUGAAGAUCGUCAUGGCGCACGAGAACGACCUCGACCGCGGCGGCUGUGAGUUCGCCAAGUUUUUUGAGACCACGCCGCAGGAACGCUGCCGAUCAGCGGUCGAUCUUUAUGUCCCGCCCGCUCCAUGCCCCCCUUCCCCGCCGCCGCAGGAGCUCAUCAACGCCGGGCUCUACAACGCCCUCGCCAUUGCCUGCUUCCCCGGCCUGCACCAUGAGGUGUCGCUCGUGCUGCUGGCCAAGGCUCUGGGCGCAACCCCGGUGAGCGCUCGCUCGAGCAUCCGCGACUCGCUUUCGAAUAUCGGGCGCUUCACUACCGUGCCUCGCGGCUCGACGACGUCCGACCCAGUCGUUACCGAGGAGGAUUCGCAGCUGGAGCAGCUGCCAGAGGUGGAGCAGGUGUAGUAAGAGGUGACGAGCAACUUUGCAGUUCGGCUCAAGCGGCAAGGGUUGGACGUGCUCCCCACUUCCAGGAGUGCGCUGUGUUGGCAUAGGGCGUUUUAUGUAACAACUAACAUGCUGAGGCUUCCUCGUAACGACGAGCUAACAUAUUAGAGACGACUCUCUCUCAUCCCCACUGUGAACUAAAACGGGAUCUGUAUUUGCGCAGCUAAAUGUAUAGAGUUUUACAACAAAA
Messenger RNA from Emiliania huxleyi CCMP1516, 810 nucleotides. RefSeq lists its product as hypothetical. The record is from RefSeq and is a predicted model, not a curated record. The transcript has 3 exons. NCBI's taxonomy places the organism in Eukaryota, Haptophyta, Isochrysidales, Noelaerhabdaceae. The coding region runs from base 99 to 578 and encodes 159 amino acids.